This is a messenger RNA of Pelagomonas calceolata, 1759 nucleotides long. Lineage: Eukaryota; Pelagophyceae; Pelagomonadales; Pelagomonadaceae. The record is from the annotation of a GenBank genome assembly.
GCUAGUGUGUCUAUCGACGCUAAGCUGUUUUGCUUUGCACUUUGGCAACGGUGUGCUUACAGCUGCAUUGGGGUAUAGAGCGGUGCGGGCUACAUCUGGCACGCACGCCGUUCGCUGGAGCAGCGCGGACACAGCUUGUGCCACAGCUUGCAUUCAAAUCAGCUCCCCCACCCGCACCACAGCUGCACGCUGCCGCCGGCGCGACCACCGCGCUGCAGCAGAUUGCUGCACUCAAACAAGCUUUGCCCAACUGCACUGCACGCCGCUGCACGCCGCCGCCGCGACCGCACGGAUCACCAUGUGGCGCGCCGCGCUCCGCUUACGGCACGCCGCGCCCUGCGCCACGCUCGCCGCACUCACGAGAUGCGACGAGGACACCCUCCAAAAACGCACGACCUGGAAGGCGUCGUCCGACAAGCUCGGACCGCCGCGCGUCCACCGCAUCGUCAUCACCGGCGGCCCGUGUGCCGGAAAAACCACGGCGAUGGCCAAAUUAUCUUUACGGUUACAAAACAUGGGGUUCGACGUGUUUGUCGUUCCGGAGGUCGCCACGCUAACUAUUACCGGAGGCGCGAAGCCCGGGAACUACACGCAACGGCAACACCGCGACUGGGAGGUUUCUGUGCUGAAAAUACAGAUGGCCCUCGAGGACAAUUUCCGCGACAUCGCCGAGAAGUGCUCCCUCUCAGAAGGGAGGCACGCCGUGCUCUUGAUGGAUCGAGGUACGAUGGACGUCUUGGCGUACGUGGGCAAAGAUCAAUUUGAUGACGCAUGACUGCGGCGUCCCGAGGCCUUUCUUCGGAGAUCGUACUCGCCUCCAUCUCACGAUGCCGGGGGUGGUCUCAUUUUCGAGUUUGAGCGCAUUUCAUCACGCGCAGGUCCUCGAGGAGUUCAAUUGGACGAUACCGCAACUACGCGACCAGAGAUAUGAAGCCGUAGUGCAUUUAGUGACCGCGGCGAUCGGCGCCGAGCGCUUCUACACGUUGGAGAACAACAAGGCUCGGAUGGAAAGUCGUCCGGAGGCCAUCGCGCUGGACGGAAGGCUAGCCAGGGCCUGGGUCGGCCACAACGCGCUGCACGUGGUGGAGAACGGCACGGGGAGCUUCGAAGAAAAAAUACGAAAAACGGUUGAUGUUGUGUGUCGAAGUCUCGGUGUCCCUGGACCCAGAUCGCAGCCGCGCUGGUGGAUCGUGCGCAACGUCGACGAACAGGCUUUAGCGCAAUUGGAGCCGGCGGAGUGGAAGCUGGAGCACGUUUUUUUGAGGACCUCCGAUGGAAGCGAGUCGCGUGUCACGAAGAAGUCGAGCGUCGGGGGCGGUCCCGCGACGUACCACCAUCGCGUGCGGGGUAAAAUGGUCGGCGACGAGCACUCGACGUCCGAAAGGACCCUAUCUCUCAGAGAAUAUAAAGCAUUGCUCAAAACGCGGGACCCGGGCCGCCUGAAGAUCAAGAAGACGCGGCGCGCGUUUUUGUGGCGCGACGAGUACUACAUGCUCGACACGUUCCACUCGCCCGAAUCCGCGUCCGGCACGACCACGCUCUUCGUCGAGGCGCCCAAGGGCGAGUUCUCCUUUCCUCCGUUCUUGGAAGCGAAAGUGGAUGUGACCACGAAGCACUGGUUCUCGUCGUCGGCGCACGAUAGCUAUGCGCGGACCAUGAUGCUCGCGGGCGAGGUGUCGAACGAUCCCUAUGAUGGCGACGCGAACGCGGACCCGCGGCGGGGGGCGUGGUAAGGUUUAGUAGUGUGGUAUAGUACUCU